This is a messenger RNA of Peronospora farinosa, 639 nucleotides long. The record is from the annotation of a GenBank genome assembly. NCBI's taxonomy places the organism in Eukaryota, Oomycota, Peronosporomycetes, Peronosporales, Peronosporaceae.
AUGGGUCGAGUAAGUGCCAAGAGGAAGCUCAAGCAAUGCGACCCGUUUUUCAAGGGAAAACGUGACAAUGGCAAGAAACAAACGACGUAUGACUUGCCACCCACACAGUCCAAGCGCUCGAAGAAACGUCGUCGUAAGAUGUUGAGCGACGAUGCCAUGGAGCAGUAUGUCAUGCGCACAUCGGCAGUAAAUGACGACGAGGCUGCGUCUCACUCGAAGAAGAAGCAGAAGAUGCAAAUUGGAUCGAUCCGAGAAGGCGAGACAAUGCGUGAGUUCAACAAGCGCAUUAGUACGGAGGUCAAGCGCGUCAUUUACGACGCGGCCAAGCAAGGCAGACGCAGUAGUGAGAAGCGCAAGACGUACUUGGCUCUGAAAAAGGAAAAGGGGCGUAACAAGAAGAUGACACAGCAGGAACGGUACGAGCAUGAGUAUCAGAUCACAGGCAAUACGAAGAAGGACUAUUUUGAGACCACAGCACCUGUGCACUUUGGUGAGCGCGUCGACGCGCCACCGAUUAUGCCCAAGCUCUCGGGUAUCUUUAAGAAGCGUGCAGACCAGCUUGCUCGUGAGAAGGCUAAAGCAGAGAAGAAGAAGACAGUAGCUACUGGAGCUCGAGGUAUGAAACGUGCGAAGAAGUAG